AGAAUUGCUUCCCCUAUAAAAAAGGACAACACCGUUUACGAUAGCACUUGAGCGUUCGUCUCUAAACAAGAUAGGCAACACUGUUUUGAAAAUUGUGAAUUCACACUUCAAAAAACAAGAAAUGGAAUUAUUGUUUAUACCAUCGUUGCUCUUCACGCUUUUCAUUCUUCAAGUUAAUGCUGUGGGGUCAGCUGACGUUGUGAAACAAAAAAAGCUCGAAAUUACCCCUCAAAGCUGUCUGGAUUACCUAAAACAAGGCUACACAUCGGAUGAUUUCUACAAAAUCUAUGAUUGCAAUUCAAGAAAAAUGAUUACUGUUUACUGCGACAUGACAUCCGAACCUGGAUCUGCCUGGACGUUGGUCAUGUCGUUUGCAUUGAAAAACAAAGUAAUAGAACAGCUCUCUAAGAAAGGCUUUCAACAAAAUGCCCCAGUGAACGAAAACUCGCCCAACUUUGACCUUUAUCGUAUGAGCAACUCUCAAAUGACUUAUCUGAAAUCACAGUCGACCCAUUGGAGAGUAACAUGCGAGUAUCCGAAGAUCAAAGUUGACUAUCGAGAUUAUGUAAGAGCAAAGUUCACAGAUUUUGAUUUGAUGACUUUUACUGGAUUUGGUAUUUGUAAGAAAGUGGAGUAUGUAAACAUCCGUGGUCAUCAAUGCGCUUACUGUACGUCAAAAUGGUGGCAAUUAUUGAAUAGAUACGCACCACACAUCGACAGCACUAUUGCAGGAGGAUGUCAGUUCGAUGCUAGCGCCGGUGCUGUACGUUACGAGGAUGAUUUUGGCUACUACACAACGCCUAACAAGAAAUUUCGUUGCACAACCAGCGACCUUUCCACAACCAACUGGUGGUUUGGUGCUUACAUAUAGUUAUUUGGUGAAAAGAAACGUUUCAAAACUUUUAAUGCAGUGAUUGUAGUCUAGUCUGUCAUGUGAAUUGAUACGUAUACCUAGAUAUAACCAUAUCAAUAAAACGCAUAUCAAUAA
Messenger RNA from Xenia sp. Carnegie-2017, 988 nucleotides. RefSeq lists its product as uncharacterized. NCBI's taxonomy places the organism in Eukaryota, Metazoa, Cnidaria, Anthozoa, Malacalcyonacea, Xeniidae. Gene Ontology annotation, molecular function: oligosaccharide binding. Bases 122 to 871 code for a protein of 249 amino acids. The transcript is spliced from 2 exons. The record is from RefSeq and is a predicted model, not a curated record.